UUUCCCAAGACAAACCACGGCGUGGAAUGGUCUGUGCGGAAUGCGAAUAAUUCAUGGCUAACCGUGUCUACACACGACCUCACUAUAAUAGUUCAGGAAAAUAAAACUUUUGAAGUUCUAUUAAAUGGUUCACCGGAUCAAGAUAUCUCCGUGAGUUUGGUGAGACAGCAUGAGGCUCUAGUUAAAUUGUAUCCAAAUGACUUCUCAAUCAGCUCGGCGAAUCCACAAAACCAGACAAUCUACGUGCUUGGCGUGCAACCUGGAAAUUUGGAAAUCACGGCUAAAAGCGUACCAGACGACUUAGGGUUUGUGGACGACUUGUUUGUUCGCGUUACUGUUGCCAAUUCCGAGGCUAUAAUUUAUAUAUCUGUAGUAUUUGGAUGGCUUUAUUUCGUAGCGUGGUCCAUCUCAUUCUAUCCACAAAUCUAUAUUAAUUUCAAACGCAAGUCUGUUGUUGGACUCAACUUUGACUUUUUGGCGCUUAACUUGGUCGGCUUUGUGUUGUACAGCAUUUUCAAUUGUGGCCUUUAUUGGAUACCUGAGAUACAAGCAGAAUAUGCUAGCCGCCAUCCACGUGGUCUAAAUCCAGUAUUAUUGAAUGAUGUUGUAUUUGCGCUACAUGCAGUUUUUGCAACAAUUUUGACAAUCAUUCUAUGUAUUACAUCAUUAUUACAGCGCGGCCAACAGCGGAUCUCAAAAAUCGCAUCUGGUAUCUUGGGUGUGUUCGCCAUAAUUGUAUUGGUCAUCGUAAUUCUCGCCGCCGUUGACGUCCUGAAUUGGCUGGAUUUUCUCUAUUACUGCAGCUACAUUAAAUUAUCGAUAACAAUUAUAAAAUAUGUGCCACAGGCACUAAUGAACUAUAGACGCAAAAGUACUUUGGGUUGGAGCAUUGGCAAUAUUUUAUUGGACUUUACAGGUGGAACCCUCAGCAUGCUACAGAUGAUUUUGAAUGCCUACAAUUAUGAUGAUUGGGUGUCAAUUUUUGGCGAUCCGACAAAGUUUGGCUUGGGCUUAUUCUCAGUGCUUUUCGAUGUGCUUUUUAUUCUGCAGCAUUAUGUAUUUUACAGGAAUGCACAACAGCUUUCCAGCUCCACGCUCACCAACGCCACAGAAGUGGAAAAUGGCAAAGAUGGCGAGCAGCGCUAAUCAACCAACACCAACACACUAAUCUACUUAGUUCAUAUUUUCUGUGCACAUUGUUUUGUGCAAUUUUCCAGCAGAGAUUUUCCGGAAGUAUUCUGAGAUAAUUUAUAAAGUGCUUGCAUAUCUAAAAAUGCAUUUAUAUUAAUUUGUAUGUAUGUAUGUGAUUUGAUAAUUAAAUUAAUUUUUAUACUACUUAAGUAAAGUAUGUGUAAUAAUUUAAACAUUUAAGCAUGUAUGUAUACAACGUCGAUGUUUUUGCAAAACCGCCCAUCGCCCAAUUGCAAAACCGCUUAUCUUACGGCACUCAAAUUUUACAGGAGAGCGAAAAAUUGAUUUUUCUUUGAAGGCUUUGCCUUGAUAAUCGAUACUUCCUCUAGCUAUUAUUUUACAAAUCUAUUGUUUUAAUUUAACGAUUUUUAUGCAUAAAUCUCGAUGCCUGGAGCUCAGGGUUACCAAAUCUAAUUUUUGGCACAGCGGCGAUUUAGGCGGUUUUGAAACUGGUCGAUGGGCGGUUUUGCAAAAACAUCGACGAUAUGUAUUUGUGUAUAUAUAUGUAUGUAGAUAUAUAAAUAUGUGCGUAAAUCAUUGUUGUAUUCAAUAAAAGUAGCUAAA
Molecule: messenger RNA, 1755 nt
Organism: Rhagoletis zephyria (snowberry fruit fly)
Lineage: Eukaryota; Metazoa; Arthropoda; Insecta; Diptera; Tephritidae
Product: cystinosin homolog
Biological process (GO): L-cystine transport
Cellular component (GO): lysosomal membrane
Molecular function (GO): L-cystine transmembrane transporter activity
Source: RefSeq, a predicted model, not a curated record